AUGGCUCCGAGGAAGAGAGACACGAAAGCGGUAGAGAGGUCCCGUGUGGCAGAACCACAUGGUUCGGGUCGUGUUGCUGCUAGUUCUGCCGAUGUAGCAGAACAGUUGGGUCUCGCCAUGUCGACUCCAAAAUCCGAAGCGAGCUCACGAGCUAGAACCCCAAGAAGGCCAGCCGCUAGAGGGAAAUGGAGCGAGGAGCAUUUAUUUACGAGCGACAAAUCCCUCCUUAUUGACUUUGAUCUAGUGAAACUGCUGGCACAACCUGAUGCAUGGAAUUGUCUCGAGGAAAGCGACAAGCGCGAAAUCCUUGCUCUACUCCCCCCAGAUGUUCACCCGGAGGCACAAGCUACAUCGGAUGACCCAGACGCAAAGAUACCGCCCAUACCCGACUCUUUUAUCCGCUACUCAAACAACUGGCGCGACGCCGUUCGACAGUUCCAGCUGGACCUCCAAAACGGCCGCUACGACCCUGAAUGGCUGCGCCAGGCGCAGGAAGCCAGAGAGCAGCGCGAAAAUGGCGAAUUUGACGAUUUCAAAGAGCGUGAAUACGAGCAGUUUUGGGGACAGAAGCAGAAAGUCAUUUGGAAAGCACCUGCUGGAGAAAGUGCGCGUGUAAAGAUGGGAACUCUUAUCGAUCAGGGUGUCAUCCAGCUGGGCGAUAUUUGGAAAUUCUAUUAUGUUUACGGCAGAGGCACCGGCAGAAUUGUCAUCGAAAAGGAAGUCAGGGUCCUUGGCCGUGAUGGGGUAAAAUUGACUUUUGCGAUUCCACCUGGUGAACGAGUCUUUCUUCGCAGCAACUUCGACAAAGUAGAGCCAUGUCCCACACCAGAGGAGGAAAAGGAAAAUGUGAAAGCCGACCUUGAGACAGAGCCACAUCCAGCGACAUCACCUUGGAAUGAUAAACAGUUAAAAUACCAGGACCCAGAGCCACAGUUCAUUAAUUCAACAUCCCAUGGCGAGGAGAUGAAGCUCGACACCGAUCAAGCGCCACAGGAGGUCUCUGUAUCUUUCAGUGACGAGGAAAUGAAGGUUGAGAAUGGCCGAGCGCCACACGGACACGGGAUCCCCGUGUCUACCACCGACGGGAUGAAUAUUGACACGGACACCGCCGCACAGCCAGUCAUUGCGCCUUCGAAUGAUAAGGAGAACCAAGAAGAAACCCCGUUCAGCGUUGUUAUCUUUAGCCCUGGUGGUACGCGAAAUCAAAAGCCCAAGCGCACAAUUCCUGAGCCCGAACCUCAACCCCCAGUGAAACGCAAGCGAGGACGACCACGUAAAAUCCCACCAAAACAAUCCGAGCCAGAGCCGCCCAAAGAGCAGGAGGUGCCUCAGGAAACAGAAGUGUCCCAACGUGACGAACAAAGCUCAACUGCUCCUCUUUCUUUCAUGGCCAUCUUGAAUUCGAAGAUUAAAGAAAACGACAAAGCUACAGCAGAAUCCUCCCAGUCAAAGCCCCACUUCUUAGUGCUUUCUUCCACACCUGAGCCCACCGAGCUCCCUGUGCCAGAGCUAUCUACACCAGUAGAGGAAUCAUCUAUUCCCAAUACCAAUGGCAAAAAUGAUAAAAAUGCCGAAUUAUUGGAAUUAUCCACAGCCCAGUCCGAUCCUCCCGUGGAGAGCGUUGAGGCACCCAUCGAGGCCCCCGCUGGGGUACAUACUGUUGCAUCCGUUGAGGCUGAGCAGGACGAAGUCACUAAACCCACAAAUACUGAACAACAGAAGGUCCCAGUCCCGACUUCAUCUCAAACUACUACUAGCGAGCCGGACGAGAUCAUUGUUCCAAAUCUUUCUUCGCCACAAGCACUCGUCCUUAAGAUCCUACAAAUUGAUGGCCGCAUGCCGAAUGCUCGUACAUCGAAUGCUUGGAAGGAAAUCCGGUGCUACCGAAAUAAUCAGGACAUGGGUAGCCUUUUUGAUGUGCGAGAGGCUUGGUACCUCCGGCAUGGACGACUAGAGUAG
Penicillium robsamsonii is the source of this 1959-nucleotide messenger RNA. RefSeq lists its product as uncharacterized. The transcript has 4 exons. NCBI's taxonomy places the organism in Eukaryota, Fungi, Ascomycota, Eurotiomycetes, Eurotiales, Aspergillaceae. Bases 1 to 1959 code for a protein of 652 amino acids. The record is from RefSeq and is a predicted model, not a curated record.